Messenger RNA from Toxotes jaculatrix (banded archerfish), 1679 nucleotides. RefSeq names its product sirtuin 7 (gene sirt7). Gene Ontology annotation, molecular function: NAD+ binding. NCBI's taxonomy places the organism in Eukaryota, Metazoa, Chordata, Actinopteri, Toxotidae. The record is from RefSeq and is a predicted model, not a curated record. The transcript has 10 exons. Bases 56 to 1279 code for a protein of 407 amino acids.
UGCAAUGAGCUUUGUUUUGAAUAGAAAGCUACUUCUCAGCUGAUGUGAAAACAGGAUGGCAGAGGAGGCAGACUCCGGUGUUUCUUUACGGGCUGAGAGAAAGGCGCUAGAAAAGGCCAAAAUACUGCAACGGGAAAGCGAGAGGAAGAUCUUCAGACUGGUUGGACGAGUCCUGAAGAAACCGGAGGCUGAGCGGUCGGAGGAGGAGGCCGCUGUGUUACUGCUGCACAGAGACACCGUGGAGGAGCUCUGCAGGAGACAGGUCCGCAGAAACGUGCUCAAGAGGAAGCAGGAGGAGGUGUUCGAUGAUGCUGAUGAGCUGAGAAGUAAAGUCAGACAGCUGGCUGUGGCAGUCAAACAAGCAAAUCACCUGGUGGUUUACACUGGAGCCGGGAUCAGUACGGCAGCUUCUAUCCCAGACUACAGGGGGCCUAAUGGGGUGUGGACACAGCUACAGAAGGGACGGACAGUCAGUUCAUCUGACCUGAGCAAAGCAGAGCCGACCCUCACACAUAUGUGCCUCAGGAUGCUACAUAAAGAAAAUAUGGUAAAGCAUGUUGUGUCUCAAAACUGUGAUGGACUUCAUCUGCGUAGCGGUCUUCCCAGAAAUGCCCUGUCUGAGCUCCAUGGAAACAUGUUUAUUGAGGUGUGCACAUCCUGUUCCCCGGUCAGGGAGUAUGUGCGUUUAUUUGAUGUGACAGAGCGGACAUCGCUGCACCGGCACGGGACGGGACGCAGGUGCAACCACUGUAGCGGCGAACUCAGGGACACCAUAGUGCACUUUGGGGAACGUGGGACCCUGGAGCAACCUCUCAACUGGAAGGGAGCUGCAGAGGCUGCCAAGAUGGCAGAUGUUAUCCUUUGCUUGGGCUCCAGUCUGAAGGUGCUGAAGAAAUACGCUUGUCUGUGGUGCAUGAACAGACCAGCAAGCAAAAGGCCCAAACUCUACAUUGUCAACCUCCAGUGGACACCGAAAGAUGAUCUGGCUACGCUGAAAAUUAACGGAAAGUGUGAUGAUGUCAUGAGCCUCCUCAUUGAAGAGCUGAACUUUCAGAUUCCUGUGUAUGACAGGGAAGAGGACCCCAUCUUCAGUCUAGCCACACCUCUGCGGCCAGAGGAGGUGGACAGCCAUACCCGUGAGCUCAUAGCUCCCUCUGAUGGGCAGCAGGACUGCUCAGCCAACCCUCGGGGACAAGCAGAAGAAGCCACAGCUGUGCAGGGCGGCUGGUUCGGACGAGGCUAUGGUAAAGGAAGGAAGAAGAAGAAAAAAGCUGCAUAACCGAGGGAUAUUGAUAGACUGCAAUAUGUUAUGGCCGAGUAUUUUGCAGCCCCCACAGAUCAAUCCCACUGAGGGAUUCAAAUUUCAGUCCUGCGAUGACAACAAGUCGGACUCGAAUUUUCAGGGUGCUGUCGUUGUUUGUGCUGUUACGUGUUUUUGGCUGCAUUGAUAUCAUUUAGUCACAUGCACUGGGUGCGUGUGGAUAUUUGCCAUUUGAAAAUGGCACUUUGCACCAUGAACUUAUUUUUUACAACCUAAAGUUUAAAGUGUCAGCAUUAUGCUACUUGUGUUUCUAAUGCUACUAUCUUUAUGGCAGCUAAGUUAGCUGGGUUAGUCUGAGCUAUAUUUUAGCCCAGCAUGGCUAGCAUAGCCAGCAUAGUGUGUAAGAAAGACUGAACAA